UGUGCGCCACGUGACGCAAUCCCGCAGCGAUUUUGGGUCGGGCAAGUGCGUGCCAAGCGGAGUUUUUAGCUAGCUGCCUCGGCGAGAGGUCGAGGAUUGUUUGCAGCCGAAUAACGGUACUGACGGAGCCACACGCGUAAUUUCUUCCGUCGGACUCUAUACCGUUACGGAUUCGCAGUUUCCGGGGCAAGAAAAGGAGGACAUUCGUCUUUUUCUUGGAGGCGAUUGAGGGAGGCCGCUAGUUUGUCACCAGAGAGAACACAAGGAGAUCAACAAGCGGCACCACUGCCCCUCUUUGUUGUCCCUCCGACAAGCCACGCCCCCUGGAGACGCCUAGCAACAUGGGGAGAGAUUCGGAGCUCUUCAAGGCUGCACAGAAUGGGAACACUGAGUUCCUGGAGAAAGCAUUCGCCACCUUCCUGGCCAGCGACAAAGACACGCCUCCAACAAGAGGGAGAGGGAAAAAACAGUCAUCUGGAGUUAGUCUUAGGAAAGGAGCAUCUCCCAACAUGCAGGAUGAGCAAGGCUACACUCUGCUUCACCACGCCUCCCUCAACGGACAAUGUGAGACAGUUCGCCUGUUGCUGCGGUGUGGGGCGUCGACCACCAUUCCAGACUGCUCAGGCUCCGGUCCACUCCAUCUGGCGGCAUGGAAGGGAGACUUGGAGGUCGUCAGGGUGCUCGUCAGCCAGGGGCCGUCCCGUGCCAAUGUCAACCAACAGAACGAUACUGACAACACUCCUCUUCACCUGGCGGCACAGUAUGGAUACUCUGCUGUUGUUGAUUACCUUCUGCAGCGUCACGCAGACCCCAUCCUCCACAACUGUCAGGGAGAGACUCCGCUGGACCUGGCUGCUCAGUAUGGUCACCUGGAUACAGUUCACCUGCUGAUCUCCCACUGCCCCGAGCUACUGAGUCUCUCCAGGGGGAAAUUCUCUCCUCUUCAUCUCGCCGCCAGGAAUGGGCACACCCUUGUCGCCCUCUCUCUUAUCAACGCCGGGAUCUCCGUCAACGUCAUGGGCGAGCACGGGACACCUCUCCACGAGGCGGCUCUGUUUGGCAAACCUGAGACGGUGAAGAUGUUGCUGGACAAGGGGGCCAGCGUUGAGACGAGAGACAGAGCCAGCAAGUCCGUCCUCGAGGCCCUGAGGGAGUUCCCUGCUGAGAGGGCUCGCGAAAUCACCAAGCUUAUUGAAGAACACAAGGAAGAGACGACGUCAUCGGGGGUUUCCCCCCACAUGGUUGCCGUGGCGAGGAACGGCUAUACGCCGGCAUCGGCAAGUUCGUCGGCUCUGGCCUUCUCUGCUGGGGACCACAUCUCCGUCAUCAGUCGGAGUUCAAAGGUCAUGUUCGAGGGGUCUGUUCACGGCAAAACUGGUUCCUUCCUCUCCCAAGAUGUUGUCUUUCAUAGAGAGGUCGGAGGUCAACUUGUACCAGUUGAAUCUCCCGAUGACAUGUUCCCUCCUCCCCCCUCCCCCUCACAAGACCACACCCACAUGAAUUAUCACUCUGUGACCAAUGACGACGACAACGAAACUCCUCCCAUCGUCCCAGCCAAGACUUACAAAGAUUACCGUCGCUAUAGCAACCAGGAGCUCCUCCCCCCUGGUUUGGAGGGCCGAGGUGGCCGCCAUAAGUCGGUGCCUCUUCCGGUGAAGAUGAAGAAACUCUCGAAGAAGGAAAAGAGAUUCCAGCUGUCGAAAGAUGAUGGCGCGUACUGUGAACUCUCUACCAUUGAUCCUGUUACUGCCGUCCAAUCAGAUUCAGCUGGUAACGUUCGCCUUAACCCCAUCGGUCCCGCAUUCCUCGCCUCGUUUCCCGGGCAACCGGGGUCUCCUGGUGCAGUCACCACCUCUCACAAUGGCCCCACCCCUUCUGUUGCCGGGCAACCAAACAACGGGGAAGAUUUUCUCGGUUCGUAUUACGUUUUGGAGGUAGGGAAUUUCAAAGGAGGGGAGAAGGAAGGAAAGGGAGGGGAGGAGACCGGGGGAGAAGACUUGCCAGCUGCCUACUACAUGUUGGACGUGGCACACAUGGAAAGAGAAGGAGAAGGAGAGAAAGGUGGGAAGAAACGAAGCGACAGUUCGAGAAGCUACGAGAACAUUUCAUCUCCUCAGGGCAUUCAGUAUGAGAAUGUCGAGGUAAAGAAGACGAGUGGUCCGAAAUACGAGAAUAUUAGAAUGAGGCGUUGCCACGAGCGACAAAAGUCGUCUCCGAUGGGUAUACCACAGUCGAGUGGUCCUGGUGGUAGGGGGGAGGGGGUGGGGUGCCACGAUGAUACCGCAAUGGCACGAAGAAUGUCGACUAGUCUUCCAUCGCAGUCAAUGACAGGUGAUGUUGCUAGGGAACGACUUAUUGCAGCUGCUAAUGUUGCCACUGACGACCAACGUCACAACAAUGACAGUCCGCCAAGGGUCGAAGGUCGUCUCCCACGGACACGAAGAAGCAGGGAACGGAUAUACGAAAUGACACCGGUGACCUUUCCGAAGAGACGAUCGUCCCGUAGUGAAGUGGGUGGGGCUAACACUGAUGAGGCCAGUGAUAAGAAACCAGUUGAUAAAGAAAAGACAAAAAUCGAUGGAGAGGCUGCUGAAAUCUGUGUUGCUACGGCAACCACUGACAGAGUGGAUACCGCAGGGGCACAAUCUUUCGUUCGUGACGUGAAGAAAGAAAGUGCCAAGAGUUCAGUAAAGGGGGUGGGAGGGAAGGAAGAGAGGGACGAAGAGCCAUUGACAAAAAUGAUGGAACUGAAUGGUUUACCUUUUGCCGGACUUGUCCUGUCAUCAUCAGUAGCAGCAACGUUGUCAGUGGGCGAAGAGGGAGAGGGAAGAGAAGAGGGUGUGGUCAGCCGACAGAGGGCGGAGACCAUUUGGGAUGACUGUCGAGUCCAGCGAGAAUGGAAUCAGAUUGACUCUCUACUAAAGGACAUGACUGGCAGUAUUUCAAGAGAAAACCUCGCAGCCUCCUCUCCCCCAGCUGACCUUCACUCCUGGCUGGCCGACAACGCCAUGGAGAAAUACACCAGUAACCUAGAGACCAACGGGUUUGACUGCCUUCUCUUCCUGGGAGGAGGAUUGUUAAUUGCUGAAGAUUUACAAGACAUUGGAGUGACCAGCCCAGAGGAUCAGCUAACGCUCCAGGCGACGUCACACCUCCUGCCUCCUCCCCCAUUGCUAGGGGGCAUGUCCACAGUUACGGAAUGGCUAGAGGCACUCCAACUGAGUCAAUUAUCCAAUAAAUUUGAGGGACUGACUCUCCAGAAAAUCUCUAGAAUGUGGGACAUUGAACUUACCUCAGUGGUGGGGGUGGAGUUGCUAGGACACCGUCGCAGACUCCUGUAUGGAAUAUCAGAGUUGUGUAGCAGUCACCCAGACUGGUCCUCACCUCCCACUCACUGGGACCAGACGAGGAGGAGGAGAAGGAGGGAAACUCCGCCCACUCAGACCACUGCCACACCCUCUCUCUUUCGAGACUACACCUCCAUACAGCCGUCGUUACGGCAACAGACUCCGCCUUCUCCCAUAUCUCCAAUUGAACUCCGACCUCCGCUGGAGUCUCAGGGACGAGAUGACACAGACCCCAGACCUCACUCCCUUAUCUCCUCCUCGUCGUCAUGGCGACACAGCGUGGCGUCCCUCGUCAACGAGACGAUCAACUACGAAGCCAAAUACCUGGGGAGUGUGAUAGUGGUGAAGGUGAAAGGAAUACAAUCUACUGAAGAGGCCUGUCUCAGACUGAGGACCUCUACGGAGAACAUGCAGAAGUUGCCAGAUGUCAUUCUCUCUGUCGCAUGGAAAGGUGUAAAGUUCAUCGACGGAAAGUCCAAGAUGGUAGUCAGUACCCACGCCAUUCAGGACAUCUCUUACUGUUCCCAGGAUAUCGAGGACAAACGAGUGUUUGCAUACAUCACUAAGGACAAGACUGGAAUGUACUACAGUCACGUUUUCAUGGCAACGAAUGAGGUGAUAGCAGAGGAGAUCCUCAUGACGAUAGGACAGGCAUUUGAAAUAGCGUAUCAGAUGGUACGGAAGGCACGGGCCAAGGUGACUCCGCCCAGAAACUCUAAUUAACACCCACCACAUUACCAAUAAUUUUCUCUUGUAGUUUUCAUCACAAUUAUGUUCCAAUCAUCAUCAUUAUUAUCGUCUCACUUCACUUCUUGAUUAAUGAUUUAAUGAAAAGCACUAAAGUGAGAAAUGUGGAACCCAUACACAAGUGUGGCACUGCCACAAUUGAUGGUCUUGACCAUAGA
Messenger RNA from Geodia barretti, 4252 nucleotides. The record is from the annotation of a GenBank genome assembly. NCBI's taxonomy places the organism in Eukaryota, Metazoa, Porifera, Demospongiae, Tetractinellida, Geodiidae.